GACCGAUCACUGUCAGCAGAACAAGAGGAAUGAUUGGAAACGGUUUCUACGGAGCGCCAGUGAAUAAAAGCGAGUCAGAGAGGGAAAGACGUGGAGCUAAUUUUGGGCUUUAUUUUGAAAGGAACAAGCGGAACCAGAUGGUGAUACUCCCCAACAUGAUUGACUCUGGGUGUCUUCCCCAGAGAAACGUCAGUAUUUACAUCUAUAUUUUCUGAAGGCAUUUCCGACACUCUCUGUUCGCUUCUGACAGGGAUUCCGCCCGUCGGUGCGACCUCUUCCGAUACACACAUUAAUAUUAUUAUUAUUAUUAUUAUUAUUAUUGUUUUUCUUCUUCUCCAUUUUCUCCCUCUCCCCUCCAUGCAAUGGUGGCGAGCUCCGUCCGUCUUUGUGUGAUUUGGAGCGGUUUCCUGUGAUGUUGCUGAGCGAUCCCCGUCUGCCGUGUGCACUGCAGUGGUGCGCAGCGUCGCCUGGAGAAACACCUGCGCGCCUCCGCUCUCCGCCGGGCGGCCUCGGCCACGCAUGCUGAGUAGAGAAGAGACAACCCUAGGCCAGGUGUCUGUCUGCAUUUGUCGGAGAGAGAGGCGCGAGGGAGUCGCGGAAACACUUCACGGCCCGACACCAUGCAAGCAGAAACCUACCCUCACCGCAGAGCGCUGAAAUGCUAGACCUGAAGAGCGAGAGCGUCACGUCCAAUCAGCAGACUGUUUACAUCGGAGGCGGCCACAAGAGCCGCUUGACACUAGACUCCAUAACAGCAAGCGUGUGGUUUAAGGCCCCCUUCAGUCACAAUCAAGAAAAGACGCAUUAACUGAUCCUUCAUCAGCACUUUGUACUUCUUUUGGGUUCAGCAGCCCAGUGGCGAGCUGAGAUGGAGUGGUCGCUGGAGAGCGUGAGGGAGAUGGUGGCUGGCGGGAUGCAGUCUGUGAGGGAAUGCGAGAUCUGUGCGUUCGCCAUAGCCAUGUGCGUGCUGCUGCUGUUCAUGUGGUACUGCUACAGAGUGGGCCGCGAGCACGGCACCAGCCCCUUGCGAGGGAGGUACCUGAGCGGGACCAGCCGGAUCGGAGGGGUCGUCGGGGGUUUCAUGAGCUCAGACUGUCGGGGCAGGGGCAAAGGGAAGCACGGGUCACUCCUGGAAGAGCAGAACGGCUUCGCCUUCUGCCAGUCGUCCGAGUGCUUCCGAUGCACCAGCGCCGGCGAGAGCCUGAACCAGAGGCUCUACCACAGCCUCCAAGAAUACGCCAAGCGCUACACCUGGUCCGGUAUGGGCCGCGUGCACAAAGGAGUCCGCGACCAAGGCCGGUACCUCAACAGCCGGCCAACUAUCCAGCGGCCUGAGGUCUUCUUCCUUCCCGACCUGCAUUCGGCACCGUUCUUCUCCAGAGAAGUGCAGAGACACGAUGUGGAGCUGCUAGAGCAGAGCUUCCCCGCCCUUCUGGCCGAGUUUGAGAGCAUCUAUCACCAACCCCCGGCCCGCAGCGGCUCUUCCCUCCCACCGGGCUGGAAGGCUAACAGCACUCCUCGCGGUCAAUGGUGGACUUACUACCUGGUGAACCAAGGCACCCCUUUGGUCCUCAACGUCAGGAGAUGUCCGCGCGCGUGGCGGGUGCUGGGUCAGCUGCGCACCUUCAUCGCCAACAAUGUCUUUGGAAAUGCCUGCUUCUCUGUGCUGACGCCCGGAGCUCUCAUUACGGAACAUUACGGUCCUACAAAUGUCAGGCUGCGCUGCCACCUGGGUCUCAGAGUGCCUCCAUCCUGUGAGCUCGUUGUUGGUGGAGAGCCACAGUGCUGGUCUGAGGGCAGCUGCCUGCUUUUUGACGACUCCUUCCUCCACAGGGCUUUCCAUGACGGCAACCCAGAGGAUGGCCCCAGGGUGGUGUUCAUGGUGGACCUGUGGCAUCCCAACGUGGCUGCUGCCGAGAGACAAGCUUUGGAUUACAUUUUUACCCCGGGCCGCUUAGAGGACAGGGAGGGGAAAUAGUUGCGAGUGAGAAACCAUUAUUUUUGAGUGAGAGACCGUUGGAGUUUAGUGUCUGUAUGAUUGGGGAGCGGUUCUUUCUCUGCCUAGAGACCAGCUUUUCAUGUUCACUGUGUACAUAUUCUCCGGCUCUCACAGUAUUACUCAUGACUCUACUCUGCAGAUAACCAGACAUUGGGCCUCUCUUAUCAACUGCCUUUUCACCUGUGGAGCCGUCAAGCAUCGUAGUAAAUCCGUAUGGUCUUAUUUUAUUGCCUACACGUAGAACACUUCACCCAAACCCUGUCAGUUUUAAACAUUUUAUCAUUUGGGUAACAUACUUAAGAGGUCUUGUUGUACCUAAAGUUUUCCUACACGUCGAUGAGUCAUUAGUGUUUAUUUCAAAGCUUCAUAUUUCCUUUAAGUUAUGCGUUAUCCUGUUUACACAGACUGGUUACUUUUUGAUCCGUAUGAACGGAUCGAAAAGUGGGUGUAAUUGUAAAUGAAAUUUGAAUUCAAGGGAUAUAUGUCUUCGAAACGAUGAAGCGCUUCAACAGAGGUGUCUGCUCCGCUGUUUAAAAGUCAAAGAGCAGAGUGAGCCCGAUAACGAGAAAGUACACACAUCUCAAAGGAAACAUUUUGAAAUGAUAAAAUGAUGUCAAACAGCCCAUUGCAAUGGUAACUCCUAGACGCGGCUUUUGGCAUCCGAGAUUUCUGUUUGUGUAAGGGUUGCAGCCAGGGAGCUUCAAGAGAAAAACCGAACAGAACUGUUGCAGAAUUACGGCAUGCAGAUGUUGUUUUUGUUUUAGGCAUUAACACAAAGUGAACAGGAUAUACCAGCUCUUCUCAAUUCCAGUCCUCAGGCCCGUCUGCUCUGCAUGUUUUAGAUGUGCCUCUAUUCCAGAACCGCUGAUUCAAA
This is a messenger RNA of Xiphophorus maculatus (southern platyfish), 2873 nucleotides long. RefSeq names its product aspartate beta-hydroxylase domain containing 2 (gene asphd2). NCBI's taxonomy places the organism in Eukaryota, Metazoa, Chordata, Actinopteri, Cyprinodontiformes, Poeciliidae. The transcript is spliced from 5 exons. The coding region runs from base 869 to 1978 and encodes 369 amino acids. The record is from RefSeq and is a predicted model, not a curated record.